GUCAUUACUGCAGACACUCCGCUGUUGUUAGAAUGGCCACAAGUCGGCGCGCUUGACUCUGCCCACUCGCCAGCCGCUUUGUACUUGUAGCUUUUUAUACCGACCGACACACAAAUCGCAGGAUUAGUCUUGUUGCAUUCCACAACCGGUAGCAGUGAGGAGCGUGAUGCUCAUACCGGACAAGGCUAUAGUCUCAGUGAAAGUCAUAGUAUCUUGCCAAUAAUCAUCAGAUGAAGUCGUUCGUGUGGUUCGUCUCAGUGGCCCUGGCAGUGGCGACGAUGACUGGGUUCGUCUUUCUAUCGGAUGCUGAUCUGUUUGAUUUGUUCAAAUCGGGAUCCAGUUAUAAUCAGAGGAGUAGAUGGAAAAGAAGUCGAUUAUAUCCGCAAUACGUCCUCCCUCCCGAUCAGGACAAACAGCAUUUUCAAAAUCAUCAAGAGGAAGACGGACAUCAACAUUCAACGGCUAGCGCCUCUCUCAAUUCUCAUCGGAGUCGCUUGUCAUCAACUGAAUUCUGGUCGAACGAAGAUUAUGCCCAGCUGAUGCCACGGCCCACUCCGUUCCCGCCCAACCAUUUCAUUAAUCAACCGUACUUCGAAUCGCAAUUGCCUGAGAAAGCAGCAUUGCAUUCGUUGCGUACUUACACUAGUGUGGCCAAGAGGCAACAACUUUACACCGAGAGGCCAACAACUUCCCACCACAAAGUAACGAGGGAGGUCCAUCACAAUAUCGAACACCCAACUAAACGCACUUCCUUCGUGACGAGCCUCGCAGCGCCCACGGUCCAGACCAAGGAGCAACAUUUCAAUGACUUGGACAUUCCACUCAAAUCGUCCGAAAGUAAAAGCAAACCGAGCUUCACCAAGAUGUUCCAGAAGGCCCUUAUUCGCCGGAACGGCGAAACCAAAAAAUCCGCCAAGCAAAAAGAAGUGAAAAAGGAAACCAAGCACGAAAUUGCACAACAACGUGACUAUCGGCACGGUGGCGGGAGUUACGGUGGCAGUUAUCACCAACCGCCUGUGUAUUACAUUCCCAACCAUCACAAGGAGAAGGACUACAGCGUGCUAUUGAAAAUCUUUUUGCUGGCCAUUUUGAUUCCGUUGGGCGUCUGCAUCGCACUGGCCGUCAUUGCCGCCUUCUUCACAGGUGUAUCGGCCUACGGCAGGUACCUGGUGACUUACGUCAACUCCACCAACACGACUUACUAUUUCUUCAACGGGUUAAACGGCUUUGGUGGGUUGACUAACUUGUUUGGGGUCAGUGGGUUGAUCGGAGCGGCCUCCGCCAGCAGCGGCUCAACAGCGGCGGUUGUGCAGCAACAACAGCAACAACAGACGAGCAGCAAUAACAACAACAACAAUAAUAACGAUAAUAAUUCCAAUAAUAAUAAUAAUGUCGCUGUUAUCGUCGUCAACAUCACAGGAAGAGCUAAUAACGAUGACAAACUCAACUUUUUGGGCAAACCGUUUAAGAUGAAAUCGGCCAAUCAAGACGAAGACAGUGCUAUGGAUUAUUUUUAAUGCUGUUGUCAACAUUGCCUCUUUUUUUUUUUGUUGUGUUUUCAAACCUCUUUAUUAAAAUACGUAUGGGACACAUUUUGAGGGGCG
Molecule: messenger RNA, 1604 nt
Organism: Daphnia carinata
Lineage: Eukaryota; Metazoa; Arthropoda; Branchiopoda; Diplostraca; Daphniidae
Exons: 4
Coding region: 231-1517 (428 amino acids)
Source: RefSeq, a predicted model, not a curated record